Messenger RNA from Mandrillus leucophaeus (drill), 21590 nucleotides. RefSeq names its product mucin 19, oligomeric (gene MUC19). Lineage: Eukaryota; Metazoa; Chordata; Mammalia; Primates; Cercopithecidae. The transcript is spliced from 184 exons. The record is from RefSeq and is a predicted model, not a curated record. Gene Ontology annotation, molecular function: protein binding.
GACUUGUCUCUCCAGAAUGACUAUGCCCCAUUUCUAGGUCUCAAAUCACAACCAUGAAGUUGAUAUUAUGGUACUUGGUUGUGGCUCUUUGGUGCUUCUGCAAAGAUGUGGAAGCCCUACUUUACCGACAAAAAUCAGAUGGUAAAAUAGCAGCAAGCAGAUCAGGUGGCUUCUCUUACGGUAGUUCAUCCUCUGGUGACUUGGACAGAAAAAAGCCGCUCUUCAGCUUGGAAUUUGGUUCUCCAGGAGAAGCUGAAGACAAGUCCAGACAACGUCAGGAUGCUGGGAGUUCAAGGUCAGAAGACACCCCAGCAGGUGGCCUUUUUUACAGUAGUUCAUCCUCUGAUGACUCAGACAGGAAAAAGCCACUCUUUAGCUUAGGACUUGGUGCUCCAGGAAAGGCUGAAGACAAGUUCAGAGACCGUCAGGAUGCCAGAAGUUCAAAGUCAGAAGACACCCCACCAGGUGGCUUUUUUUAUGGUAGUCCAUCCUCUGGUGACUCAGACAGAAAAAAGUCACUCUUUAGCUUUGAAUUUGGUGCUACAGGAGAGGCUGAAGACAAGUCCAGAGAACGUCGGGAUGCUGGGAAUUCAAGGUCAGAAGACAGCCCAGCAGAUAGCACCAACACAAGAUCUGGUGCUGGCGUUAGUAGCAGUGGUGCUUCUCUGAAUGUGGGAUUUGGUUGGGGGAUGUCUGGUGAAAAGGGAUUGGAAGUCGGUAGAGCUGAUGGGAGUGAAACUAGAGACAGCGGAUCUGCUGGGGGUGAAACCAUAGUCUUUGGAUCUGAUGCAGGUAGCUCAGUUGGAACUGGUUAUUCUGGUUUGAAACUUGGAGCAGGGAAAGGUGACGCUGCAUUUGGUUUUGAAGUUUCUGAUUCGAAUUCAUUUGGUGACAGUGGCAUUAGUAGCAAAACAGUUGAAGGAAAUCAAAUGAGUAGUUCUGGAGGAUCUGUUUCCAUUGAUCUAGGUGAUACCAGUUUAAGAAGUGAGAAUCAAUUUGUUGGUGGUGGCUCUCGAAAUUCGAUAUCCAAUUUAUGGGAUUCUGGUCAAGAGGGAUUUGGAAUCAAUGAAAUUGGAGGGAAUGGAUUGAGUGGCAGUGUAUCUGCUGAGGCUGGAUUCAAAGGUUUUGGAUCUGAUGCCAGUAGCUCAGGUGACUCAAGUGCAAGAAAUGGGUUUGAAAAUUCUAGUGAUAUCUCUGAAGAUUCAGGAGUCAUAUUGGGGUCAUCUGAUCAACAUGGAUUUGAAGUCAGUAGAACUGGUGGGAAUAGAAAGAGAAGCAGUGAACCUGCUGAGGCUGGAAACUUGAGUCCUGGAUCUGAUGUCCGUGACUCAGGAGGAAACACUUGGUCUUCUGGUUCUGGAAGUGGUGGAGGAAGUGUCACAAACUCGUCUGAAUACAGUACCUCUGGACCACUCAAUACUCCAGAAAAAGGAUCCCACAUUCCAGAAGCAACUCCAAAAUACUCAGAAACAAAUGCAAUUAUUGGUGAAGCAUCUACCUGGAGCAAAGGAGCAUAUAAAUCUUUCAACGGCCGCAUCUUUUUGUUCGAAUCUUCAUGCCCGUACACUUUCUGCCGUCACUGCGUUGAAUCUGGAGGGGAUUUCAAUAUUGAAAUCAAACGAAACAAUGAUAGUGAGACUGAAAAAAUAACAGUUCUAAUUGACAAUAACGACAUCUCUAUUUUUGGUGACACCAUUUUAGUUAAUGGAGAAAGCAUACAGAUACCAUAUAACAAUAAGUUGAUUCACAUUAAAAAAUAUGGAGAAUAUAAUGUUCUGAAUAGCCGUAGAGGAAUCCUGACUUUAAUGUGGGACAAAAAUAACAAACUCUCACUCACUCUUCACAAGCAGUAUCCAACUUGUGGUCUUUGUGGUAACUUCAACAGCACUCCAGGGCAAGAUAUUAAUGAGCACAUUGCCAAUAGUAAAAUUCCUGGUGAUUGUCCCAAUGCUGUUGGUAAAAGCUAUGAAGUUUGUGAAGAUGGAAUACAGCACUGUAACAAAAUUAUUGGAACCUACUUUGAGAAAUGUGGAAAGGUUGCUGCUCUAGCCAAUGACUACAAAAUGAUCUGCAUUGAUGAAUACUGCCAAACUAGAGACAAAACAUCUACAUGUGACACUUACUCAGAACUGUCCCGCCUCUGUGCCUCGGAUGGUCCUGGCACCUUUGAAUCCUGGCGAAGCGAUUCCGAUGUGGUUUGUGAAACACAUAGAUGUCCAGAAGAACAACAUAUCUACAAAGAAUGUGGACCCUCCAACCCUGCAACUUGUUCUAAUGUGGCUCCUUUUCAAGACAGUGACUGUGUGAGCGGCUGCACGUGCCCAGAAGGUUAUCUGUUGGAUGAUAUUGGAGAGAAAGGAAAAUGUGUAUUAAAAGCUGAAUGUCCCUGUGAAUCCAGUGGAAACGUGUAUCAGCCAGGAGAAGUCCGAGAAGGUCCUUGUGGUUCUCAGUGCACAUGCCAAGAUGCAAAAUGGUCUUGCACUGAAGCAUUAUGCCCUGGAAGAUGUAAGGUGGAAGGAAGUUCCCUUACCACCUUUGAUGGUGUUAAGUACAACCUUCCUGGAAACUGCCACUUCCUGGCCAUUCACAAUGAAGAUUGGUCUAUUAGUGUUGAGCUCCGUCCAUGCCCAAGUGGUCAGACAGGAACAUGCUUAAAUAGCGUUACACUUCUUUUGAAUUCUUCUGUUCCAGUUGACAAAUACAUAUUCAGCAGUGAUGGAACAGUCACAAAUGACAAGAUUAGAAAUCAAGGUUAUUACUAUUCAGAUAAAAUACAGAUUUUCAACGCAUCUUCCUCAUACCUUCAAGUAGAAACAUACUUUCACGUAAAACUACAAAUACAAAUUGUUCCUGUGAUGCAAUUAUAUGUUUCUAUGCCACCCAACCAAUUCACAGACACUGUGGGACUCUGUGGUUCCUACAACAACAAAGCAGAGGAUGAUUUCAUGUCAAGUCAGAAUAUAUUGGAGAAGACAUCUCAAGCAUUUGCUAAUUCUUGGGAAAUGAUGUCCUGUCCUAAAGGAAACCCCUCUUCAUGUAUUAGUAUAGAAAAAGAACAUUCUUGUCCAAGUGGACUAGUUUUCAAGUACAAUGUAAAAGCCUGUAAUAGUUCUUGCCGAUCAUUGUCAGAGAGAGAUAGGAGCUGUGAUGUAGAAGAUGUUCCAGUUGAUGGAUGCACCUGCCCUGAUGAAAUGUACCAGAAUAAUGAAGGAAACUGUGUACUGAAAUCUCAGUGUGACUGCUACAUAAAUGACGAGGUCAUGCAACCGGGCAAACUCAUCCAUAUUGAUGACAAUAAAUGUGUCUGUCGGGAUGGAAUUCUUCUUUGCCAGAUUCCCAUUGAUUUAACCCUACAAAAUUGUUCUGGAGGGGCUGAGUAUGUAGACUGUAGGGAUCCCAAAGCACAGAGAAGAACUGACAGAACAUGCAGUACUCGAAACAUACCCGUUUUUGAUGAGAACUUGCCUUGCAAACGUGGGUGCUUUUGUCCAGAAGGAAUGGUUCGAAAUUCUAAAGGGAUAUGCAUCCUUCCUGAUGACUGUCCGUGCUCUUUUGGUGGACGAGAAUAUGAUGAAGGAAGUGUCACUUCUGUUGGCUGCAAUGAAUGUACCUGCAUUAAAGGGUCUUGGAGUUGUACCCAAAAUGAAUGUCAAACCAUCUGCCACAUCUAUGGGGAAGGUCAUGUUAGAACUUUUGAUGGGAAAAGUUACAGUUUUGACGGUCUCUGCCAGUAUUCAUUUCUUGAGGAUUAUUGUGGUCAUGAAAAUGGCACAUUUCGUAUUUUAACGGAGAGUGUUCCAUGCUGUGAAGAUGGACUAACAUGCUCAAGAAAAAUUAUAGUUUCUUUUCAGGAUCAGAAUGUUGUCUUGCAAGAUGGUAAAGUAACAGCAGUCAAAUCUACAGAAAGUAAGAAAUGUGAACUCAAUACAAAUGCAUACUCCAUACAUACUGUUGGCCUGUACUUAAUUCUGAAAUUUCAAAAUGGAAUAAUCAUGAUUUGGGACAAAAAUACAAGACUGUCUGUUAUUCUGGAUCCAAACUGGAAUGGCAAGGUGUGUGGUCUUUGUGGAAAUAACAAUGGUGAUCUCAAGGAUGAUUUCACAACAAGAUACUCUUCAGUAGCUUCUGGAGCACUGGAAUUUGGGAAUAGUUGGAAAACAAGCCAAGAGUGUUCAGAUACAGUGGCUCAGACUUUCCCAUGUGAUUCAAACCCAUACUGUAAAGCCUGGGCUGUGCGAAAAUGUGAGAUCCUCAGAGACAGCACCUUCAGAGACUGCCACAGCAAGGUUGACCCCAGUGCUUACUAUGAUGCGUGCAUUGAAGAAGCCUGCGCAUGUGACAUGGAGGGGAAGUACCUGGGAUUCUGCACUGCCGUGGCUAUGUACGCAGAGGCGUGUAGUGCAGUUGGAGUUUGUGUCUCAUGGAGAAAACCAAAUCUGUGUCCUGUCUACUGUGAUUAUUACAAUGCACCUGGGGAAUGCAGAUGGCAUUAUGAACCUUGUGGCACAGUGACUGCAAAAACAUGCAAAGAUCAGGUCAUUGGCCAGAAAUUUUCUUCACUUUUAGAAGGUUGUUAUGCUAAGUGCCCAGAUAGUGCUCCUUACCUGGAUGAGAACACCAUGAAAUGUGUCAGUUUAUCUGAGUGCAGCUGCUUCUAUAAUGAUAUCGUACCAGCAGGGGAAGUGAUUGAAGAUAAUUGUGGAAGAACAUGCUACUGUAUUGCAGGGCAGUUGGAGUGCAGUGAAACUGCUCCUACCAAUUCAACAUUUGCAGUUUCCACUACAACAGCUACUGCCAUAUUAAGCACCGGAGCAGCAAUUACGCUGGUUACCAGUAGCCCAGGCAUAGCAGCAUCCAUUCCAGCGAUUACAACAUCAAGCAGUGAAACAACAGGAACAACUCUAGGUCUUCUCACCGAGCCUUUUACUACAGGCAUUACUGAAACUUCAGUUCCCAUCAUCUCAACAUCUGGAAAUGCAGGCACGACAGGAGUAGUGAGCCCCACCGUCACUGGUGCUGCAGGCGUGGCAGGAAGAACUGGAGGAGUGGAUGCAGCCACCACUGGAGCUGCUGGUGAAAAUACAUCUGAGAGAGCAGGCACACCUAGGGUAUCUGGAGCAACCCCUGUAGUCGGAGGCGGCAGUACCCUGGGGGAAGCAGGCCCUGGAGCCACAGUUUCUGGAAGCACAGGAGUUUCUGCAGGCUCCACCACUGCCAGCCCUGAAGCCUCAGUCACAACCUCUGAAAGCAGCAAAUCAGGAACUACUGGACCCUCAGUAGGUGGAAAAACUAGAGCCACAAGCAGUGAAGCGACAUCAUCUGAAGGCGUGUCAGGUGGAACAGGACAGCCUCUUGGAUCUACCGCUGGAUCUGACAGUGAAAUCACAGCGAGAACAUCUUUCACUGGUUCCAGCUUACCUGGGAAACUCACCAGGCCAAGCCCAGGCUCACCUGGUCACUUUAGUGGUGGAACAACUGAAGGGGGAAAUGUAGCCACCACUGGAGCUGCUGGUGAAAACACUUCUGGAGCAUCGGGUUCAACAGAAGGGUCCGUGGAAGCCACCACCAGAGCAGGCAGUGGAAACACAGCUGGAACAUCAGGUACUAGGGCCACUGGUCCUGGAAACACAGCAGUCUCAGGCACACCUGUGGUAUCACCUGGAGCAACUCCUGGAGCUCCAGGUAGCAGCACCCCUGGGGAAACAGGCAUUGGGGCCACCAGUUUUGGAAAAUCAGGGACCCCGACAGUAUCUGCUGCUUCAACUACCAGUAGCCCUGUGAGUAAACACACCAAUGCAGCCUCAGCCACAGCAGUGACAAUCUCUGGAAGCAAACCAGGUACACCUGGAACACUGGGUGGUACGACUAGUGGAGGUGAAAUUACAUCUGGGCGGUCCAGCAGUGGUACCACCACAGGCUCUUCAAAUACACCAGGGGCAACUGGAUCAUCAACUGGGGAGACAGAGACAACUAGACCAUCAGCUAAAUUAACAGGGAAUUAUGGACAAUCAUCUGAAAUACCAGGGACAACUAAAUCAUCAUCUGAUGUUUCAGGGACAUUGGGGCCAUCAGAUAUAACAUCUGGACCAUCAGUUGCAGUGACAAGGACUUCUGAACAAUCGUCAGGAGUCACAGAGACAUCUGAACUAUCACUUGGAGUAUCAGGGACAACUGGGCUAUUAGCUGAAAUAUCAGGGACAACCAGACCAUUAGUUUCAGGAUUAAGGACAACUGUAUCAUUAGCUGGAGGAUCAGGGACAACUGGACCUUCAUCAAGAGAAUCAGUGACAACUAGACCAUUAGCUGAAGGUUCAGGGACAAGUGGACAAUCGUUUACAGGAUCAAGAACACCUGGAUUAUCAGCUACAGAACUAGGUACAACUAUGUCUUUUACUGGAGGAUUAGGUACAAGUAGAUCAUCUGCUAGAGAAAUAGGGACAACUGGACCAUCAGCUGAUGGGUCAGGAACAACUGGACCAUUUGUUGUGAGAUCAGGGACAACUAGAUUAUCAGCUGGAGUGACAAGAGCAACUGAAACAUCACCUGGAGUGACAGGAACAACUACACGAUCAGUUGAAGACUCCAGAACAACUGGACCAUCUGUUCUAGUGACAGGAACAACUGGACAAUCAGGCCAAGGAUCAGGGACAACUGGAAAAUCUAUUAUAGAAUCAGGACCAUCUCUUAUAGGAUCAGGGACAAAUGGACCAACAUCUGCAGGAUUAGGAACAACUGCACCAUCAGCCAGAAGAUCAGGUACCACAAGACCAUCAGUUGGAGGAACUGGGACAACUGGACAAUCAGGUGCAGAAUCAGGAACAACUGAACCAUCAGCUAGAGUGACAGAUGUAACUGGAACAUCAGCUGAAGUAUCAGGAAGAAUUGAACCAUCAGCUACAGGAUCAGGUACAAGUAGACCACUAGGUGAAACAGCAGGUACAACUGUACCAUCAGUGGAAGGAUCAGAGGCAACUGGACCAUCUGUCAUUGGAUCAGAAACAACUAGACUAUCAGUUAUAGGAUCAGGGACAACUGGAACUUCAUCUGGAGGUUCAGGUGCAACAAGAUCAUCGGGUGGAGGAAUGGGGACAACUGGACAAUCAACUGCAAGAUCAGAAACAACUGGACCACUUUUUGGAUUGACAGGAACAUUUGGACAAUCCUCUACAGUGACUGGGACAUCUUCAAAUUCAGCUGGAGUAACAACAUCUGAAAAAUCACCUGGAGUGGCAAUGACAACAGGACUAUUGGUUGAAGGGUCAGCUACAACUCGACCACCUCUUUUAGAAUCAGAGACCACUGAAUCAUCAGCUGGAGUGACAAUGACAUCUGGACAAUCAGCCAAAGUGACUGGGGCAACUGGACCAUCAGCUGGAGAGACGGGAACACGUGGACCAUCAACUGAAGGAUCAAUUGCAACUGUACCAUUUAUUAUUGGAUCAGAAACAACUAGACCAUUAUAUAUAGGAUCAGGGACAACUGGAACUUUAUCUGGAGGUUCAAGUACAACAAGAACAUCAGAUGGAGCAACAGGGACAACCAGAAAAUCAACUGCAAGAUCAGAAACAACUGGACCCCUUUCUGGAUUGACAGGAACAUCUGGGCAAUUGGCUGGAGUGACUGGGACAUCUUCAAAAUCAGCUGGAGUAACAGUGACAUCUGAAAAAUCAGCUGGAGUUGCAGUGACAACAGGAUCAUUUGUUGAAGGAUCAGUCACAACUGGACCACUUCUUUUAGAAUCAGAGACAACUAGAUCAUCAGGUGGAGUGACAGUGACAUCUGGACAAUCAGCCAGAGUGACUGAAACAGUUGGAGCAUCAGCUGGAGUGAUAGGAACAACUGGACCAUCAACUGAAGGAUCAGGGGCAACUGGACCAUCUGUUGUGGGAUCAGGAACAACUAGACCAUUAGCUGGUGAAUCAGGUACAACUGAAUCAUCAGUUGGAGUGACAGGGACAAGGCCAUCAUCAGGAGGAUCAGGGACAACUGAGUCAUCAUCAAGAGAAUCAGCAACAACUGGACCAUCAGAUGAAGGAUCAGGAACAACUGGACUAUCACCUGGAGUGACAGUGACAUCUGGACAAUCAGCUAGAAAGACUGGGACAACUGGAGCACCAGCUGGAGUUACAGAAACAACAAGAUCAUCUGUUGUCAAAUCAGGGACAACUGGACCAUCUGUUACAGGAACAAGGACAACUGUAACUUCAUCUGGAGAAUCAGGUACAACAAGAUCAUCAGGUGGAGAAACAGAGACAACUGGCCAAUCAGCUGUAAAAUCAGGGACAGCAGAAUCAUUUACUGGGUUGAUAAGAACAUCUAGGCAAUCAGCUGGAAUGACUGGGACAUCUGCACAAUCAGCUGGAGUGGCACUAACAGGUCAUUUUGUUGAAGGAUUAGUGACAACUGGUUCAUCUACUGUAGGGUUAGAGACAACUAGACCUUCAGCUGUAGGAUCAGGAACAACUGGACCUCCUGUUGUAAAAGCACAGACAAUUGGACCAUCAGCUGGAGUAACAGUGACAUCUGGACAAUCAGCUAGAAUGACUGGGGCAACUCGACCAUCAGUAGGAGUGACAGGAACAACUGGACCAGCAAGUAAAGGAUUAGGGACAAUUAGACCAUCUGUUGUAGGAUUAGAGACUACUGAACCAUUAGCUGAAGGAUCAGGGACAACUGGACCACCUAUUGUAGGAGAGACAACUGUACCAUCAGCGAGAGUGAGAGUUACAUCUGGAUAUUCAGAUAGAGUGACUGGGGCAACUGAACCAUUGGCUGGAGUAACAGGAACCACUAAACAAUCUGUUGUAGGAUCAGUGACAACUGGACCAUCAGUUACAGGAGUAGAGACAACUGUAAAAACUUCAUCUGGAGGAUUAAGUACAACCACAUCAUCAGUUGGAGGAACAAGGACCACUGGACAAUCACCUGAAAGAUCAGGGGCAACAGGACCAUUUACUGGAUUGACAGGGACAUCUUCACAAUCAGUUGGGGUGACAAUGACAUCUGUCCAAUCAGCUGGAGUGGUAGUAACAACAGAACUAAAUGUUGAUGGCUCAGGGACAACUGGAAAAUCUCUUGUAGGAUCAGGAACAACUGGAUUAUCAGCUGAAGCUAUAGGGACAACUAGACCAUCAACUGAAGGAUUAGAGAAAACUGGACCAUCUAUUACUGGAUCAGGAACAACCAUACCAUUAGUUACAGAAUCAUGGACAACUGGAACUUCAUCUGGAGGACAGGGUACAACGAGUCUAUUAGUUAGAGGAACAGAGAAAACUGGACAAUCAGUUUCAGGAUCAGCGACAACAGGGCCAGUUACGGGAUUAACGGAAAACUCUGGUCCAUCAGCUGGAGUGACAGUGACACCUAGACAAUCACCUACAGUGACUCAGACAACUGGGUCAUCAGCUGCAAUAUCAGGAACCACUGUACAAUCUCUUACAGUAUCAGGGACAGUUAGACCAUCAUCUGGACAAACAGAAAAAACCAGAUCAUCAGUUGAAGAGUCAGGGACAACUGAACCAUCAGCUGUGAGGUCAGGGACUACUGGACCAACAGCUGGAGUGAAACAUACAAAUGGGCCAUCAUCAGGUGGAGUGACAGGGAUAACUGGGUCAUCACUUGGAGUGACGGGGAUAACUGGAUCAUCUGCAAGAUCAGGGACAAGUAUCCCAUCUGCUGGAAAAACAGGAACAACUAGAACAUCAGUUGAAGAAUCAAGGACAACUGGACCAUCAGCUGGAAUAACAGGUACAAAUGGACUAUCAGCUGGAGUGACAGGGAUAACUGGAUCAUCACCUGGAGUGACAGGGAUAACUGGAUCAUCUGCAAGAUCAGGGACAAGUAUCCCAUCUGCUGGAAAAACAGGAACAACUUCAGCUGAAGUGACAAGGACAACUGAACAAUCAACUGCAGUGACAGGGACAAUUGAAUCACCAGUUGGAGUGACAGGGACAACUGGACUAUCAGCUGAAGCAACAGGGACAACCAGACCAUCAGCUAAGGUGACAGGGACAACUGAACUAUCAGCUGGGGUGACAAGGAUAACUGGACCAUCAGCAGAAGUGACAGGGACAACUGGACCAUUGGCUGGAGUGACAGAGACAACUGAAUUAUCAACAGAAGGGACACGGACAACUGGACUGUCAGCUGGGGUGACAGGGAAAACUGGAUCAUCAGCAGGAGUGACAGGAAUAACUAGACCAUCAGCAGAAGUGACAGGGAAAACUGGGCUAUCAGCUGGAGUGAUGGGGACAACUGGACCAUCAGUUGAAGUGACAGGGACAACUGGAUCAUCAGCUGGAGUGACAGGGACAAUUGGGCCAUCAGCUGGAGUGACAGGGACAAGUGGACUAUCAGCUGCAGUGGCAGGGACAACUGGCCCAUCAGCUGAAGCAACAGGGCUACCUGUAGUAUCAGCUGGGGUGACAGGGACAAUUGGAUCACCAGCUGGAGUGACAGGGACAACUCAGCUAUCAGCUGUGGUGACAGGGAUAACUGGACUAUCAACUGAGGUGACAGGGACAACUGGACUAUCAGCUGGGGUGACAGGGAUACCUGGACUCUCAGCUGGGGUGACAGGGAUAACUGGACCAUCAGCUGGAGUGACAGGGAUAACUAUAGUAUCAGCUGGAGUAACAGGGACAACUGAACUAUCAGCUGAAGUUUCAGGGAUAACUGGACCAUCAGCUGGGGUGACAGGGACAACUGGACUAUCAGCUGAAGUGACGGAGACAACUGAACAAUCUGUUGGAGUGACAGGGACAACUAGAUCGUCAACUGGAGUGACAGGGACAACUGUACUAUCAGCUGAAGUGACAGGAACAACUGGACCAUCAGCUGAGGUGACAGGGACAACCAGACUAUCAGCUAGAGUGACAGGGACAACUGGACAAUCUGUUGGAGUGACAGGGACAAUUAGAUCAUCAAUUGGAGUGACAGGGAUAACUGGACUAUCAACUGGAGUGACAGGGACAAGUGGACUAUCAGCUGGGGUGACAGGGAUAACUGGACUAUCAGCUGGGGUAACGGGGACAACUACAGUGACAGGGACAAUUGGAUCCCCAGUUGGAGUGACAGGGACAACUGGACUAUCAGCUGAAGCAACAGGGACAACCAGACCAUCAGCUGAGGUGACAGGGACAACCAGACUAUCAGCUGGGGUGACAGGGAUAACUGGACUAUCAGCUGGGGUGACAGGGACAACUGGAUCAUUAGCUAGGGUGACAGAGAUAACUGGAUCAUCAACUGGGGUGACAGGGAAAACUGGAUUAUCAGCUGGAGUGACAGGAACAACUACAGUAUCAGCUGGAGUAACAGGGACAACUAGACUAUCAGCUGAAGCAACAGGGAUAACUGGACUAUCAGCUGGGGUGACAGGGACAACUGGACUAUCUGCUGGGGUGACAGAGACAAUUGGACUAUCAACUGGGGUGAUAGAGACAAUUGGAUCAUCAACUGGAGUGACAGGGACAACUGGACAGUCAGCUGGUGUGACAGGAUCAACUGGACAGGCAGCUGAAGUGACAGGGACAACUGGACAAUCUAUUGGAGUCACAGGGACAGCUAGAUCAUCAACUGGAGUGACAGGGAUAACUGGACUAUCAGCUGGACUGACAGGGACAAGUGGACUAUCAGCUGUGGUGACGGGGAUAACUGGACUAUCAGCUGAAGUGACAGGGACAACUGGACUGUCAACUGGGGUGACAGGGAAAACUGGACAGUCAGCUGAAGUGACAGGGACAAUAGGACAAUCUGUUGGAGUAACAGGGACAGCUAGAUCAUCAGCUGGAGUGACAGGGAUAACUGCACUAUCAGCUGGAGUGACAGGGAUAACUGGACUAUCAGCUGGAGUGACAGGGACAAGUGGACUAUCAGUGGGGGUGACAGGGAUAACUGAAUUAUCAGCAGAAGGGACAGGGACAACUGGACUAUCAUCUGAAGAGACAGGGAAAACUGGAUCAUCAGCCGGAGUUACAGGAACAACUGGACCAUCAGCAGAAGUGACAGGAGAAACUGGACUAUCAGUUGGAGUGAUGGGAACAACUGGCCCAUCAGCUGAAGCGACAGGGCUACCUGUAGUAUCAGCUGGUGUGACAGGGAUAAUUGGAUCACCAGCUGGAGUGACAGGGACAACUCGGCUCUCAGCUGUGGUGACAGGUAUAACUGGACUAUCAACUGAGGUGACAGGGACAACUGGACUAUCAGCUGGGCUGACAGGGACAACUGGACUAUCUGCUGGGGUGACAGAGAAAAUUGGACUAUCAACUGGGGUGACAGGCACAAUUGUAUCAUCAGCUGGAGUGACAGGGACAACAAGACUGUCAGCUGGAAUGACAGGGACAACUGGACAGUCAGCUGGUGUGACAGGGUCAACUGGACUAUCAGCUGGGGUGACAGGGACAACUGGACAGUCAGUUGAAGUGACAGGGACAACUGGACAAUCUGUUGGGGUGACAGGGACAGCUAGAUCAUCAGCUGGAGUGACAGGGAAAACUGGACUAUCAGCUGGACUGACAGGGACAAGUGGACUGUCAGCUGUGGUGACAGGGAAAACUGGACUAUCAGCUGAGGUGACAGGGACAACUGGAUUAUCAGCUAGGGUGACAGGGACAACUAGACAGUCAGUUGGUGUGACAAGGUCAACUGGACUAUCAGCUGAGGUGACAGGGAUUACAGGAACAACUGGACAGUCAGCUGAAGUGACAGGGACAACUGGACAAUCUGUUGGAGUGACAGGGGCAACUAGAUCAUCAGUUGGAGUGACAGGGACAAUUGGAUCACCAGCUGGAGUGACAGGGGCAACUAUUUCAUCUGCAAGAUUAGGGACAAGUAUACCAUUAACUGGAAAAACAGUAACAACUAGAACAUCAAUUGAAGAAUCAACGACAACUGGACCAUCAGCUGGAAUAACAGGUACAAAUGGACUAUCAGCUGAAGCGACAGGGACAAAUGAAAUACCAGCUGGGGUGACAGGAACAACUGGACAGUCAGCUGAAGUGACAGGGACAACUGGACAAUCUGUUGGAGUGACAGGGGCAACUAGAUUAUCAACUGGUGUGACAGGGACAAUUGGAUCAUCAGCUGGAGUGACAGGGACAAUUGGAUCACCAGCUGGAGUGACAGGGACAACUCGGCUAUCAGCUGUGGUGACAGGGAUAACUGGACUAUCAGCUGAGGUAACAGAGAUAACUGGACUAUCAACUGGGGUGACAGGGAUAACUGGACCAUCAGCUGGAGUGACAGGGACAACUACAGUAUCAGCCGGAGUAACAGGGACAACUGGACUAUCUGCUGGGGUGAGAGAGACAAUUGGUCUAUCAACUGGGGUGACAGGGACAAUUGGAUCAUCAACUGGAGUGGCAGGGACAACAAGACUAUCAGCUGGAGGGACAGGGACAACUGGACUGUCAGCUGAAGUGACAGGGACAACUGGACAAUCUGUUGAAGUGACAGGGACAGCUGGAUCAUCAGCUGGAGUGACAGGGAUAACUGGAUUAUCAGCUGGACUGACAGGGACAAGUGGACUAUCAGCUGUGGUGACAGGGAUAACUGGACUAUCGGCUGGGGUGACAGAGAUAACUGGACCAUCAGCUGGAGUGACAGGGUCAACUACAGUAUCAGCUGGAGUGACAGGGACAACUGGACUAUCAGCUGGAGUGACAGGGACAACUGGACCAUCAGCUGGAGUGACGGGGACAAGUGGACUAUCAGCUGGAGUGAUGGGGACCACUGGACUAUCAGUUGGAGUGACAGGGAAAACUGGACUAUCAGCUGGAGUGACAGGGACAGCUGGACCAUCAGUUGGAGUGACAGGAAUAACUGCACUAUCAGCUGGAGUGACAGGGACAAGUGGACUAUCAGCUGGAGUGACAGGGAAAACAGGGCUAUCAGCUGGAGUGACAGGGACAACUGGGCCGUCAGCUGAAGCAACAGGGAAAACUGGACUAUCGGCUGGAGUGACAGGGAUCACUGGACCAUUUGCUGAAGUGACAGGGACAACUGGACUAUCAGGUGGGGUGACAGGGACAACUGGUUCAUCAGCCAGGGUGACAGGGACAACUGGAUUAUCUGCAAAAUCUGGGACAAGUAUACCAUCAGCUGGAAAAACAGGAACAACCAGAACAUCAGUUGAAGAAUCAAGGACAACUAGACCAUCAGCUAGAAUAACAGCAUCCGCUGGAAUAACAGGUACAAAUGGACUAUCAGGUCAAGUGACAGGGACAACUGGACUAUCAGUUGGCACAACCACUGUAACAGGAAGAACAGGAGAGCCAGGAAGUGAGGUUACAGUCCCUGAAGGAACAACCAGAACAUCAGUUGAAGAAUCAAGGACAACUAGACCAUCAGCUAGAAUAACAGGUACAAGUGGACUAUCAUCUGAAGUGACAGGGACAACUGGACUAUCAGCUGGAGUGACAGGGACAACUGGACUAUCAGCUGGAGUGACGGGGACUACUGGACCAUCAGCUGGAGUGACGGGGACAACUGGACUUUCAGUUGGGGUGACAGGGACUACCAGAUCAUUAGCUGGGGUGACAGGGACAACUGGAUCAUCUGCAAAAUCUGGAACAAGUAUACCAUCAGCUGGAAAAACAGGAACAACCAGAACAUCAGUUGAAGAAUCAAGGACAACUAGACCAUCAGCUGGAAUAACAGGUACAAAUGGACUAUCAGCUGAAGUGACAGGGUCAACUGGACCAUCAGCUGGAGUGACGGGGACAACUGGACCAUCAGCUGGAGUGACGGUGAGAACUGGACUAUCAGCUGGAGUGACAGGGACCACUGGACCAUCAGCUGGAGUGACGGGGACAACUGGACUAUCAGCUGGGGGUGAAAGCAUAGCUUCCACAUCAGUUGCCACGGGAGCCAUCCCUGGGUCAACAAUUGCACCAGGAAGUACCACUACUGGUACCACUGGGGUAACCACUGGCACAACUCUUGCCCCUAAAAGUUCUAACACAGGUGAGAACAAGCUAAGUGGAAUUUUCCCAUUGGAACUUCUUUCAAGGAGCUAUCUCUCAGAGGCUACAACUGCUACAGGGACUCCUGAAGCAGGACAGUCAGGAGGCACCCCUAUCAUUUCUUCUGAAGUCAGUACCAUUUCAGAAGUUUCCAACACAGGUAUCACUGGAGUGGGCUCUGAGACAUCUGUUGAAACAGGAAUUUCCAACACAGCUACGACUGGGGUGGCUCCUGGCACAACCCUUGCCCCUGGCAGUUCCAGGACAGAAGUCACAACUUCCAUAGGAGGAAGUACAUCAACAAGAGGUGGAAUAGCCACAGAAGCCACAGGUUCCUCAAGAGGGGUCAGGACCACUGGAUCAGAAGCUCCAGGAGGUACUUCUGGAGAAUUCUCUGGGACAACCAUUUCAUCUGGAGGCUUCCACACAGAAGCCACAACUCUCACAGGAGGUAGGGGCAGUACUGGAACUGAAUCCAGAGCAGAGUCCACAACUUCCCUACAAGAAAGUGCAAAAACAAGAGGUGGAAUAGCGACAGAGGACACAAGUUCCACAGGAGGGGUCAGAGCCACUGGAACAGAAGCUCCAGGAGGUACCUCUGGUAAAUUCUCCGGGACAACCAUUUCAUCUGGAGGUUCCCACACAGAGGCCACAACUCUCGCAGGUAGCAGGGGCAACACUGAAAGUGAAUUCAGAACAGCCACCACUGGGGUAGUUCCUGCCACAACUGUUGCCCCUGGCCGUUCCAAGACAGAGGCCACCACUUUCCUAGGAGUAAGUGGAACAACAAGCGUUGGAAGAGCCACGGGGGCCACAACUUCCAUGGUAGGGGGUGACACCAGCCAAGCAGAACGUCCAGGAGAUACUUCUGGUGAAUUCCCAGGAACAACCAUUACAUCUGGAGAUUCCCACACAGAGACCACAGCUGUGACAGGAAGCAGGGGCAGUAUUGGAACUGAAUCCAUAGCAGAGACCACAACAUACAUUAGAGGAAGUGGGACCACAAGAAGUGGAUUAGCCACAGCUACCACUGGGGCAUUCUCUGGAAAGACUCUGGAACCUGGGAAUGACAACACAGAGGCCACAAGUUCCACAGGAGGGGUCAGGGCCACCGAAUCAGAAGCUCCAGGAGGUACCUCUGGUGAAUUCCCAGGGACAACAUUUACAUCUGGAGGUUCCCACACAGAGGCCACAACUUUCACAGGAGGCAGGGGCAGUACAGGAACUGAAUCCAGAGCAGCCACCACCAGGGCAGCUCCUGGCACAACUCUUGCCCCUGGCAGUUCCAACACGGGGGCCACAGCUUCCCUAGGUGGAAGUGCAACGACAAGAGGUAGAAUAACCACCGCUACCACUGGGGCAUUCUCUGGAAAGACUCUGGAGCCUGGGAACGACAACACAGAGGCCACAAGUUCCACAGGAGUGGUCAGAGCCACUGGGUCAGAAGCUCCAGGAGGUACCUCUGGUGAAUUCCCUGGGACAACAAUUACAUCUGGAGGUUCCCACACAGCCACCGCUAGGGCAGCUCCUGGCACAACUCUUGCCCCUGGCAGUUCCAACACGGGGGCCACAGCUUCUCUAGGUGGAAGUACCAAAACAAGAGGUAGAAUAACCACCGCUACCACUGGGGCAUUCUCUGGAAAGACUCUGGAGCCCGGGAAUGACAACACAGAGGCCACAAGUUCCACCAGAGGGGUCAGGACCACCAGAUCAGAAGCUCCAGGAAAGGCCACAACUCUCACAGGAGACAGGAGCAGUACCAGAAGUGAAUCCAAAACAGCCACCACUGGGGUAGUUCCUGCCACAACUGUUGCCCCUGGCCAUUCCAAGACAGAGGCCACCACUUUCCUAGGAGUAAGUGGAACAACAAGCGUUGGAAGAGCCACAGGCGCCACAACUUCCAUAGUAGGGGGUGACACCAGCCAAGCAGAACGUCCAGGAGGUACAACUGUGGUUUCAGCUCGAGUCAGCAGCAGUUCACAGAGCUCCAGACCAGGUACCUCUGUCACACCAGAGAGCUCAGCAUCUGAAAGUGAAACAGUUACUACAGAAGAAUUCUCUGGGACAACUGCUAUAUCUAGAACGUCCCACACUGGCACCACGGCAGCCUCAGGAGGCCAAGCAACUGGGAGCCUGACCACCACCACUGGGGUAGCUCCUGGCACAACUGUUGCACCUGGCAGUUCCAACACAGAGGCCACAACUUCUGUAGGAGAAAGAGAAACAACAAAAGCUGAAAUAAUCACAGGUACCACUGGAAAAUUAUCUGGAACAACCAUUAUAUCUGAAACUUCCACCACAGCAGGCAUCACUGCAGCAACAGGGAAGCAAGCAGGUAUCUCAGCGGUAGCUCCUGCCACAACAGUUGCCCCUGGAAGUUUCAGCACAGCAGUGACAGCUUCUCCUGAAGCAACAGGAGUGACUGGCGUUACAACUGCAAAGACCACAACUUCCCUAGGAGGAAGGGACAGCCCUGGAGCAGAAAUAAAAUCAGCCACCACUGGAGCACCAGGAAGUAGGACAGGCACAGCUGGAGUGCUCUCUGCUACAACAGUCUCCCCUGGGAGCUCCAACUCAGAGGCCACAACUUCUGUAGGAGAAAGUGGAAAAACAGGAGCUGAAAUAAUCACAGAGGCCACCACUUCCACAGAAGAGACUGGUACUUCUGGAACUGGAUUCAAAACUGGUAUCUCAGCGGUAGCCCCUGCCACAACAGUUGCCCGUGGAAGUUUCAGCACAGCAGCCACAACUUCUCCUGGAGCAAGUGGAAUGACUGGGGUUACAACAACUGCAAAGACCACAACUUCCCUAGGAGGAAGUAGCACCACUGGAGCAGAAAUAAAAUUAUUAAGAACCACCACUACAGCACCAGAAAGUAGGAGAGCUGGAGUGUCCUCUGGUAUAAUAGUCACCUCUGGGAGCUCCAACUCAGAGGCCACAACUUCUUUGGGAAAAAGUGGAAUAACAAGAGCUGAAAUAAUCACAGAGGCCACAACUUUCUCAGGAGGUAGCGGGGUCACCCGAGCAGGAUUACCCAGAGGUACCACUGGAGAAUUGUCUGGAAAGACAAUUAUAUCUGGAAGUUUUAACACAAAGGCCACCACUUCCACAGAAGGGACAGGUACUUCUGGAACUGAAUUCAAAACUGCAGGCAUCACUUCUGUCUCAGGGAAACAAGCAGGCACCUCUGGGGUAUCUCUUGCCACAACAGUUGCCCCUGGAAGUUUCAGCACAGUGGCCACAACUUCUUCUGGAGCAAGUGGAAUAACAGGGGCUGGCCCCACCUCAGAGACCACAGCUUCCCUAGGAGGAAGUGGUACCACCGGAGCAGGAAUAAAAUCAGCUGCAGGUUCCUCUGGUACAACAGUUGCCCCUGGGAGCUCCAACUCAGAAGCUACAACUUCUAUAGGAGAAAAUGGAAAAACAAGUGGGGAAAUAAUCACAGGUACUACUGAGGGCACCUCUGGCAAAGUUCUGGAACCUGGAAGUGCUCACACAGAGGCCACAACUUUCCCAGGAGGCAGUGGGACCACCCGAGCAGGACCACCAGGAGGUACCACUGGAGAAUUGUCUGGAACGACCAUUAUAUCUGGAAGUUCUAACACAGAGGCCACAACUUCCACAAAAGGGACUGGUACUUCUGGAACUGGCUUCAAAACUGGUACCUCUGCGGUGGCACCUGGCACAACAGUUGCCCCUGGAAGUUUCAGCACAGCCACAAUUUCUCCUGGAGCAAGUAGAACCACUGGGGCUGGACCCGCUGAAGAAACCACAACUUCCCUAGGAGGAGGUGGCACCACUGGAGCAGAAAUAAAAUCAGGAGCCACCUCCGGAGCACCAGGAAGUAAGACAGGCACAGCUGGAGUGCCCUCUGUGACAACAGUUGCCCCUGGAAGCUCUAACUCAGAGGCCAUGACUGCUUUAAGAGAAAGUGGAAAAACAAGAGCUGAAAUAACCACAGGUACUACUGAGGGCAAAACUCUGGCAGCUGGAAGUACCCACACAGAGGCCACAACUUUCUCAGGAGGCAGCGGAACCACCCGAGCAGGACCAUCAGGAGGCACUUCUGGCACAUCAGAAGGAUAUGUCCCUGGAAGGGAAACAGAGCCCACAACUUCCAUUGAAGAGACUGGUCCUUCCAGAACUGUAUUCAAAACUGUAGGCAUCACUUCGGUCCCAGGGAGGCAAGCAGGCACCUCUGUGGUGGCGCCUGGCACAACAGUUGCCCCUGGAAGUUUCAGCACAGCAGCCACAACUUCUCCUGGAGCAAGUGGAAUGACUGGGGUUAGAACCACUUUGAAGACUACAACUUCCCUAGGUGGAAUUGGCACCACUAGAACCGAAAUAAAAUCAGGAGCCACCACUGGAGCACCAGGAAGUAAGACAGGUAUCACGGGAGAAUCUUCUAGAAUGACCAUUAUAUCUGGAAGUUCUAAUGCCACAACUUCCAUUGAAGAGACUGGUACUUCUGGAACUGGAUUCAAAACCGCAGGCAUCACUGCAGCACCAGGAAAGCAAGCAGGCACCUCUGGGGUGGCACCUGGCACAACAGUUGCUCCUGGAAGUUUCAGCACAGCAGCUACAACUUCUCCUGGAGCAAGCAGAGUGACUGGCACUGGACCCACUGCAGAGACCACAAUUUUCCUAGGAGGAAGUAGCACCACUGGAGCAGAAAUAAAAUCAGGAGCCACCACCAGAGCACCAGGAAGUAAGACAGGCACAGCUGGAGUGCCCUCUGGGACAACAGUCACCCCUGGGAGCUCCAACUCAGAGGCUACAACUUUCUCUAGAAUCACUGAAGCAGUAACAGUCUCAGGAUCCAUGACCACUGCACUGGGGAGCCAACUCUCCAGCAGUCAAACAGUGAUUCCAGGUUCCAGUGGCAUCAUCUCUCACACAACUGUUGCACCUGGAAGUUCUGUUAUAGGAACCACCUCUGAUGCAUCAGACAAUCAAGUCACUGGAAGUAAAACAGGCACUACUGGUGUGGCCUUGAGCACAGCUGUUGCACCUGGAAGUUCCAGUACAGAAGCCACAACUUCCACAGGAGUCCAUAGAACCACUGUAGUGGGAUGGAAGACAGGUGAGAAUUAAUGAGCUACCACUAGAGGGUCAGCAAACCAAGGAACUGGAAGCACAAUAGAAGCUAUGACGUCCUUUAGAGGCACUGAGACCACAGGAAGUGGAAUGAAUACAGAUACUACUGCAGUGGUCUCUGGCAACACCAUCUCACCUAGCAGUUUCAACACAGAAGCUACCAGUGGCACAUCUAAGAGGUCAAACCCUGGAAGUGAAAUAGGUACCACUGGUAUAGUCUCUGGCACAACAGUUGCAUCUGGAAGUUCCAACACAGAAGCCACAACUUCUUUGGGCAAUGGUGGAACCACUGAGGCUGGAAGUAAAAUAGUUACCACUGGGAUAACUACUGGCACAACCAUUGUAUCUGGGAGUUCCAACACAAAGGCUACGACUUCUACAGGCAUUGGAGUUGCCACUGGAGUUGGAAUGGCAACUGGGAUCACCAACAUAAUUUCAGGGAGAAGCCAACCUACUGAAAGUAAAACAGGCUACACAGUGACAGGCUCUGGGACAACAACCUUACCUGGAGGUUUCAGAACAGGCAAUACCCCAGGAUCAACAGGAGUCACCAGCAGCCAAGAAGGCACCACUGUAAUAUCAAGUGGAAUCACUGGAAUCUCAGAAACUUCCAUCACAGGUCCUUCCAAGGAAGCAUCUAACGAAACCACUGCUCCUGGACCUCCUACCACAGUCACUGCUUCCACAGGAGUCAAAAUAACUUCUGGAACUGGAGUGCAAACAGGCUCCACCUUGGUUCCAGCUGGAGUGCCAACAAGACCACAAGUACGCCAGUCAGAAACCACUGUCGUGGCAACCAGAGAAGUAGAAACUGAAAAUAAAACAGAAUGUCUAGCCUCACUUCCACCUGCUCCAGUUUGUCACGGUCCACUGGGAGAAGAGAAAUCUCCUGGAGACAUAUGGACUGCCAAUUGCCACAGAUGUACCUGUACUGAUGCAAAGACUAUAGACUGUAAACCUGAGGAGUGCCCUUCUCCACCCACAUGCAAAACCGGUGAAAAGCUUGUGAAGUUCCAAUAUAAUGACACCUGCUGUGAAAUUGGAUACUGUGAACCAAGAACAUGUUUGUUUAACAAUACUGACUAUGAGAUUGGUGCUUCAUUCGAUGACCCCAGCAACCCCUGUGUCUCCUAUUCCUGCAAAGACACUGGCUUUGCUGCAGUAGUCCAGGACUGCCCAGAGCAGACCUGGUGUGCAGAAGUAAACAGAAUCUAUGAUUCCAAAAAAUGUUGCUAUACAUGUAAGAAUAAUUGCAGAUCUUCCCUUGUGAAUGUGACUGUUACCUACAGUGGUUGCAAGAAAAGAGUUCAGAUGGCAAAAUGCGCAGGGGAAUGUGAAAAGACUGUCAAGUACAAUUAUGAUACCUUACUCUUGGAACAUUCAUGCCUUUGCUGCCGAGAAGAAAACUAUGAACUCAGAGACAUUGUACUUGACUGUCCUGAUGGGAGUACAAUCCCUUACCAAUACAGGCAUAUCACAACCUGCUCUUGUUUAGACAUAUGCCAACCAUAUACGACUUUCACGUACAGUUAA